AUGGCAGAACAAGAUUCAUUACUAACUUCUUCUCCUCACGAAUCUUCUUCUUCGAUUCUGUCUGAAAUAUCAAAUGUCUCCACGAAAGCUUUUGUUCUUGCUUUCAUUGUCGGUUCUUGUGGAGCUUUUGCCUUUGGUUGCAUUAUCGGAUAUUCAGCUCCUACACAGUCCAGUAUCAUGAAAGACUUGAAUCUCUCCAUCGCUGAUUAUUCACUUUUUGGAUCGAUAUUGACGGUUGGACUAAUUCUUGGAGCGUUAAUCUGUGGAAAAUUAACAGAUUUGGUUGGUCGUGUCUACACAAUAUGGAUUACAAACAUACUCUUUAUAAUCGGCUGGUUCGCUAUUGCAUUUGCCAAGGGUGUUUGGAUGCUCGAUCUUGGAAGGUUAUUGCAAGGGAUCUCGGUUGGAAUUAGCGCAUAUUUGGGACCGGUUUACAUCACCGAGAUAGCACCAAGAAACUUGCGAGGAGCUGCUUCUUCCAUGGCGCAGUUAUUCGCCGGUGUUGGUAUAUCAGUCUUUUAUGCACUUGGAACAGUAGUUACUUGGCGCAAUUUAGCCAUUUUGGGUUCUAUACCUUCUCUUAUGAGUCUGCCCCUUCUUUUCUUCAUCCCCGAAUCUCCGAGAUGGCUAGCUAAGGUAGGUAGAGAAAAUGAGGUUGAGGCAGUUUUAUUAAACCUGCGAGGAGCAGAAGCUGAUGUAUCAGAUGAAGCAACAGAGAUAUUAGAUUAUACAAAAUAUGUUAAAGAACAACAAGACGUUGAUGGCCGUGAUUUUUUCAAGUUAUUUCAGCGAAAAUACGCAUAUUCACUUACUAUUGGAGUAGUUCUCAUAGCUUUGCCUCAGCUUGGAGGUCUUAAUGGUUAUAGUUUUUACACUGACUCCAUUUUCACCUCUACCGGUGUAUCGAGUGACGUUGGAUUCAUCUUGACAUCUAUUGUUCAGAUGUUUGGAGGCAUUCUAGGUGCUGUGCUUGUGGAUGUAUCAGGAAGACGUUCACUCCUACUUGUUUCUCAAGGUGGAAUGUUUUUGGGUUGUCUUGCAACAGCCAUUUCAUUUUUCUUGCAGAAGAAGUCUUGGUGGGAUACAGGAACACCUAUCUUGGCUCUCAUUAGUGUUAUGGUGUAUUUUGGAUCAUACGGAUUAGGCAUGGGAGCAAUACCAUGGAUCAUAGCAUCAGAGAUUUAUCCAGCAGAUGUAAAGGGAGCGGCAGGAACAGUUUGUAACUUGGUCAGCUCUAUAAGUUCAUGGCUCGUUGCUUACUUUUUCAAUUUUUUGCUUCAAUGGAGUUCCACGGGAACAUUUAUGAUGUUUGCAACAGUGACUGCCCUUGGAUUUGUGUUCAUAGCUAAGCUUGUUCCAGAGACCAAAGGAAAAUCUUUAGAAGAAAUCCAAUCUCUUGUCACUUAUUCUCCUCCUCAAGAUUCUACAAUAUUCUAA
This is a messenger RNA of Arabis nemorensis, 1437 nucleotides long. The record is from the annotation of a GenBank genome assembly. Lineage: Eukaryota; Viridiplantae; Streptophyta; Magnoliopsida; Brassicales; Brassicaceae.